This is a messenger RNA of Apis dorsata (giant honeybee), 2874 nucleotides long. It is a transcript of the gene Psq, whose product is annotated as protein bric-a-brac 2-like. The transcript is spliced from 9 exons. The record is from RefSeq and is a predicted model, not a curated record. Gene Ontology annotation, molecular function: DNA binding; protein binding. Gene Ontology annotation, biological process: regulation of transcription by RNA polymerase II. Gene Ontology annotation, cellular component: nucleus. NCBI's taxonomy places the organism in Eukaryota, Metazoa, Arthropoda, Insecta, Hymenoptera, Apidae. The coding region runs from base 31 to 2088 and encodes 685 amino acids.
CCUUUCCUUCGAAAACGGCGUCAGAGGGUAAUGGGAGGGGGAUGUAAAGGUGGUAGGAAGAACGGAGACAACAUAGGCAGCCACUGUACAGUGUAUACAUAUAUAUACGACUGUGCUGUUUCAAGUGGUAGGGCGAAGAGGAACAGCGGCGGCAUGGCCGGGCAGCACUACUGCCUGCGCUGGAAUAACUACCAAUCAAACAUGACGUCCGUUUUCCAUCAACUACUUCAAACGGAAGCUUUUGUCGACGUUACCCUGGCAUGUAACGAAGCUUCCUUAAAAGCGCACAAAGUGGUAUUAUCGGCGUGCAGUUCCUACUUUCAAAAGCUCCUACUUUCAAAUCCCUGCAAACAUCCGACAAUCAUUAUGCCACAAGAUGUAUGCUUCAAUGAUCUCAAAUUUAUUAUAGAAUUCGUCUACAGAGGAGAGAUCGAUGUUUCGCAAGCAGAACUUCAGUCACUGUUGAAAACAGCCGAUCAACUAAAGAUCAAAGGAUUGUGCGAGGUGCCUGAAAGCAGAGACGGCCCACCCUCGGUAAGUUUGAGCUCACCGCCGAGAGAGCCUGGUACACCUAGGAUAAAUUUCACCAAGCUGAAGAGGCAUCAUCCGAGAUACAAGAGGCCCAGAACGACGUUCGAGCCUCGUGCCACGGAUUCCAGACAUUACGAUCGAUACAAAGAGGAGGAAUCGAACGAAAAUUACAAUUGGGAGCAUAAAGAGACCCACAUAGACUGGCAACCCGAAGAUGAAGAGUGCACGGAGGCAACAGCGGGAGCAGUAGUCUUGGAAACUUGCCAACGCAACAGUAACAAUAGUACCAUUACCACCGGCAACACCAGCACCACUAGCAAUAAUAACAAUAAUAACAAUAAUAAUAACAACAACGGCGCUAACGACAACGGCAACGGUAACAGUGCGAGCAAUAACAACAACAAAGGUGACAUGUUUUGUCAUACAGGCCUCGGACAUUAUGGCCAUCAUCCGGAUCCCGGAGAGGUUGACCUACCACCUGAAACACAACCAACACCACCAAGUGCCACGUUGGUAGGCACUACGAUUACCCAUUUAAGAGACCCAGAUCAUCAUUCCACAGACAUUCAAAAUUGUGACAGUGUAAAAAUCAAAUUCGAAACGUUGCAUACGAUGGAUUCGUCGGACACGAUCGAUAUCGAUAGCCACAUGUCGGAUCGGGCGAGCGUUAGUUCAAAGAACGCGGCUGAUAGUGAUAAUAUGAUGAUGAUCACACCAGAGUUACUUGGAUUAAUGCCCUCUGGAAGUUCUGUUCAUUCGGAUUCAGGCGAAAAUAAUUCAAGAGGGCAUUCUGGACAAUCCAGCUCUCAUCACCAUGGCUCAAAAUCAUGGACUCAAGAGGAUAUGGAUGCUGCUCUGGAAGCCUUAAGAAAUCAUGAUAUGAGUCUUACGAAAGCUUCUGCAACGUUCGGUAUACCCUCGACGACCUUGUGGCAAAGAGCGCAUCGGCUUGGCAUCGAUACUCCAAAAAAGGAUGGACCUACUAAAUCAUGGAGCGAUGAGAGUUUAAACAAUGCGCUUGAUGCAUUACGAACGGGCACAAUAUCGGCGAACAAAGCUUCAAAAGCGUUUGGCAUACCAUCGAGCACCUUGUACAAAAUCGCGAGAAGAGAAGGCAUCAGAUUGGCUGCACCUUUCAACGCCAGUCCUACUACCUGGUCACCAGCUGAUCUCGAUCGCGCCCUCGAAGCGAUACGUUCCGGUCAAACGUCUGUGCAAAGAGCCUCCACGGAAUUUGGAAUACCAACGGGAACGUUGUACGGUCGAUGCAAAAGAGAAGGAAUAGAACUUAGUAGAAGCAAUCCUACACCAUGGAGCGAAGAUGCUAUGACUGAAGCUCUCGAAGCUGUUAGGUUAGGUCAUAUGAGUAUUAAUCAAGCAGCAAUUCAUUAUAACCUACCGUACUCUUCUUUAUACGGUCGUUUUAAGAGAGGAAAAUACGAAGAACCAACGGUUGGUGAGAUAUCUCAAGACGGUAGCAGUCCCCAUUUCCAUCAAAGUCCAAGUCAAAAUCAUUCGUCUGCCGUACCGGAUCAAAUGCCGUAUCAAGGCAGCUGAAACUUGCCUCUUUAUUAGAAUGGUUUAAGUUAAUUUUAAAUCCUCGAAUUCCUUACUGCAAUUUUGCAAUCGAUAUUCGCUCUUUGAACGAAGCCAAACAAUAUGAAACGACUAUAAAUGUCAUCGACCAAAAGCGUGUUAUAUCACAGAAACGAUUGACGAACAAAUUCUUCUCAACAAUUUAAUGCCGAAAGCAGACUUGUGGGAUUGUAAAAUAAUACGAUGAUAAUCGAAAAACCGGAACAGAAUUGAAUUAGUUCCAGAAACAUGAUGAUGUCGCGAAGAGUGACCAGAUGAUGGACGAAAAAUAUAUUGAGAGAUGUGCAGUAUUACAGAUGGAUCAUCAUAAGCAAAUAUUAUGUACAUUGUAUAACUGUUACGUCGAAUCGGACACGUAGAAUUUAAUUAUAAUUUAUAAGAAUUAUUUAUAAAAAAAAAAGUUGUACAGUAUCGGGAUAAUACCGAUAAACCUACCAUAGCAUAUAAGUUGCCGAUACAAUGGGCCAAUAUGAGAGAAUAUUAAAUAUUCUACAGUCGAUUAGUAACUUCGAUAAUAACUUCGACGUUUCAAUCGAUUUUUAUGCAAUUAUCGUAAUUUUUAUGUCUCCUUAGUCGAUCACAUUUUUUUAAAAAAAUUAUUCAAUUUCGAUAUCUGUCACGCAAUUAAUCGUUGUUAUAUACAAUAUCUGUUUUAAUAAAACAGAAAAUUGAAAAAAGAAAAGAUAUCAUGGAUAAAAAUAAGAAAAAAAUUUUAUUAAAAAUCUUUCUGCAUUUAUAUAAACUAAA